This is a messenger RNA of Hydra vulgaris (swiftwater hydra), 2610 nucleotides long. RefSeq lists its product as uncharacterized. NCBI's taxonomy places the organism in Eukaryota, Metazoa, Cnidaria, Hydrozoa, Anthoathecata, Hydridae. Gene Ontology annotation, biological process: cell adhesion involved in heart morphogenesis; larval heart development. Gene Ontology annotation, cellular component: extracellular matrix. The record is from RefSeq and is a predicted model, not a curated record.
AUGAUCAAAAUCGGGGAAGAUGUCAUUCUCAUCGGUUGUAUUUAUCGCCCUCACAACUUCAAUGAUGACUACUUUGUUUCUGUUAUAGCUACCAUAUUAGCAGCAAAAAAUGUUCUUCAAAAACUAGAGUGUUCAUCAAUGCUUCUGUAUGGAGAUUUCAAUCUUAAAGAAACCUCUUACAAAUCCAUUGAAGAAGGAAGUGCUGUAGCAACCAUUGCUUAUGUAGCCCACAAGCACCCAACCGAUCUAAAAUUCCAAGAAUGUCUCAAUGAGUGUCAUCUUACCCAACUGGUUACAUUUCCAACAUAUCGACAGUAUAGGGAUGCCCCUUUUAGUAGCACGCUUGACCUAAUAAUCUCUGACAAACCAGACCGCUCCAUAGAAAUCACUAGAGCAGAUCAUCUAGGCGAUACACCAGGAGGUCAAGCACAUUGCAUGAUACACGGACUCUUUGCUUUAACCGGGCACAAUACAACAACUACUCCGAUCAAAAAACGAUUCAUCUGGAGCAAAGCCGACUACAAUUCCAUAUCAACAUGCAUAUCAUCUAUAGAUUGGAUAACAACUUUUAAUGGAAGCUCUGUGCAUGAAAAUUACAAGAUUCUAGUUAAAAACUACAACGACGCAGUCAAUAAAUUUAUUCCAACAACAACCUCACCAUUCUAUAAAAAUCAACCGUUGUGGAUUACGCCAGAAGUACUUAAAACUAUCAAAAAAAAAGAAAAGCUCUGGGGUAAGUAUAUUGCUGCUGGUCGCGAAACACACGAAGCACUUCGAGUAAAACAUAAACUUGCUUGCAAAAUAGUUAAAAAGACUAUAAAUAAGGCGGUAACCGAUCAUGAGGAGAAGCUUGUCAAAGAUUCAAAAUCUCACCCAAAAAAUGUGCAUGCGUAUGUCAGAAGUGAACAAGAAGUCAAAGAUCCUCUUCAUUCAAUCGAAACUGACAAUGGCAUUAUUACAACAGAUAAAAACAUAAUUUGCUCCACCCUCAAUAACUAUUUUCAGUCUGUCUUUGAAACUGAACCUGAUGGCAGUAUGCCAACAUUUCCCGAUCGUACUCAAGCAACAUGUAAAAUUAAUGAAAAUUGGUUCACAAUUGAAGACAUUCAAAGUCAUCUAAAUAAUCUUGAAGAGACUAAAUCAAUUGGUGUAGAUGGAAUCCACCCACGUGUAUUACGUAACUGUGCAGCAGCAUUUGCAAUACCAUUCAACUCUAUUUUUAGACAAUCUUUAUUGUCUGGCUCUGUACCUGAAUAUUGGAAAAAAUCAAACAUUACUCCCAUCUUUAAGAAAGGGAGCAAGCUUAAGGCCUACAAUUAUCGACCGGUCUCCCUCACCUCAAUACCGUGCAAAGUAAUGGAAAAAAUAAUUCACAAACAUAUUAUGGCGCACUGUGUGGAAAACAAUUUAAUCUCCAAGCAUCAGCAUGGUUUUAUUCGUAAAAAGGGAUGUCUGACUAACCUCCUCGAAGCUCGCGACAUACUUACCGAGGCUAUGCAUCAAGGUUACAGUGCUGAUAUUAUCUACACAGAUUUUGCUAAGGCAUUCGAUAAAGUCCCGCACAAACGUCUUCUACAUAAACUGAAAGCAUACGGCAUUCACAAAAAGCUGCUACUUUGGAUUAAAAUGUGGCUAAAAAUUCGUAAGCAACGUGUUGUCUUGGGAGAACAGGUUUCUGAGUGGAAGAACGUCACAAGUGGAGUUCCGCAGGGUUCUGUCUUAGGGCCACUGCUUUUUAUUUUGUUUAUUAACGACCUUCCUGAUAGUAUCGUUCACAAGAUAAUGCUAUACGCUGAUGACAGCAAAAUUAUUGGGAUCAUAAAGUCGGCAUCGGAUAACACAACGCUUCAGACAGAUAUUGAUAACGCGGUUACAUGGUCAAACACUUUGCUCAUGCACUUUAACAUUGAUAAAUGUAAAGUGAUGCAUGCAGGUCGUCCUAAUAAACGUUUAUCACAUGACUACUCUAUGGAAACCGCUGAUGGCAUGCGCCACACUAUUGCAACUACAACUAUUGAAUGUGACCUUGGAGUUCUCAUAUCAAACGAUCUGAAAGUCAGAGCACAAGUUGAAAAAGCAGCAUCUGCAGCCAAUCGCAUGUUAGGAAAGCUAAAAAAUGCUUUCCGCAGUAGAAACUUAAACUUGUGGCGCACACUCUAUAUAUCUUAUGUCCGGCCACAUCUAGAAUUCGCCAUUCAAGCCUGGUCCCCGUAUCUCGAAACAGACAUUAAGUUACUUGAGGAUGUUCAAGACCGCGUCACUAAGACAAUAUCAUCCAUCAGCCAUUUUGAUAAAAUAAAGCGUCUGCAGGUACUCAAACUAACCACCCUCAAAGAACGUCGUUUGCGUGGUGAUAUAAUCGAACAAUUCAAGAUUUUCAACAACUAUGACGAAGUUCAAUUUAUGGUCCCACAGCACCAACUAAUUGGGCGUGAGGUGUACAACCUACGCGGCCAUGACAAGCAGCUUGAUCGUCAAUUCGUAAGAGGAUGUGAGGAGAGAUCAAACUUUUUCACAAACCGAGUUGCGGUCCAUUGGAACUCUCUCACACAGCACGCGGUAAACGCUCCAUCUUUAAAUGCAUUUAAAGAUCGGAUUUCGAUGCGAUAA